This is a messenger RNA of Rhipicephalus sanguineus (brown dog tick), 1350 nucleotides long. RefSeq names its product high-affinity choline transporter 1. The record is from RefSeq and is a predicted model, not a curated record. Lineage: Eukaryota; Metazoa; Arthropoda; Arachnida; Ixodida; Ixodidae. The transcript is spliced from 10 exons. Gene Ontology annotation, molecular function: choline:sodium symporter activity. Gene Ontology annotation, cellular component: plasma membrane. Gene Ontology annotation, biological process: acetylcholine biosynthetic process; choline transport; transmembrane transport. The coding region runs from base 1 to 1350 and encodes 449 amino acids.
AUGACAACCACCUGGGUGGGCGGAGGGUACAUCAACGGCACCGCCGAAGUGAUCUACGGUGAUGGGCUCGCCUGGUGCCAGGCCCCCUUCGGCUACGCCAUCAGCCUCGCCAUCGGUGGCAGCCUGUUCGCGGUGAAGAUGCGCAACGCCGGCUACAAGACGAUGCUGGACCCUUUCCAAAAGCACUUCGGAGCCCGCAUGGGUGGACUACUGUUCCUCCCGGCGCUCUGCGGCGAGGUGUUCUGGUCAGCCGCCAUCUUGGCAGCCCUGGGUGCAACCGUGGAGGUGAUCUUGGAGUUUGAGCGACGGGACUCGGUGAUAGCUUCAGCCUGCAUCGCGCUCUUUUACACUUUCACCGGCGGCCUCUACUCCGUGGCGUACACAGACGUCGUCCAACUGGUUGCCAUAUUUUUCGGACUGUGGUUGUGCCUUCCCUUUGCUAUGUUCCACGAAGCCGUGGGCGUGAUAUCGUACCCCAAGAAUGACUUCAUCGGGAGCGUCGAGUGGAAGGACUUCGGCAUCUACUGGGACUCCAUGCUGCUCCUCAUGAUGGGCGGCAUACCGUGGCAGGUGUACUUCCAGCGGGUGCUGUCCAGCCGCACGGCCGAAGGCGCUGAGUUGCUUUCGUACAUGGCUGCACUGGGUUGCCUGUUCAUGGCCAUUCCUCCAGUGGUCAUCGGUGCCGUGGCUAAGGCUGCUAGUUGGCAUUUCACAGCGGCCGGGUACACAAAACCUGUGCCGCUUGUGGGGGAGGCGAAAUCAUUGACGCUGCCACUGGUGCUGCAGUAUCUCACUCCGGGAUUUGUGUCCGCCAUGGGGCUGGGCGCUGUCUCAGCAGCGGUCAUGUCCUCCUCAGACUCUUCCAUUCUCAGCGCCGCAUCCAUGUUCGCCUGGAAUAUCUACAGGCUUACCUUCAGACAGCAGGCGUCGGACGGCGAGGUGAUUUGGGUAAUGCGCUUGGCCAUCGUGGCGGUGGGCGCACUAGCCACCUACAUGGCGCUGACGGCGGAGUCGGUGUACGCCCUCUGGUACCUGUCCUCAGAUCUCGUCUACGUCAUCCUCUUCCCGCAGUUGCUGUCCGUCGUCUACUUGAAGGACUACGUGAAUACUUACGGUUCGCUGGCCGCCUACCUGGUGGGCAGCUUCUUUCGCGCGGGGGGUGGCGAGGCCCUGCUGGGGAUCCCGGCCUUCAUCCGCUACCCCUACUAUGACGACGAGAUGCAGGUGCAGCGCUUUCCCUUCCGCACUUUCGCCAUGUGCAUGUGCUUCAUCACGCUGCUCGUCGUUUCGUUCGUGGCCAGCUGGCUGUUCAACAACGUUUUGCCCACUUCGCUGGACAUCUUCAGGUGA